Messenger RNA from Verticillium dahliae VdLs.17, 2931 nucleotides. RefSeq lists its product as uncharacterized. The transcript is spliced from 2 exons. Bases 1 to 2931 code for a protein of 976 amino acids. Lineage: Eukaryota; Fungi; Ascomycota; Sordariomycetes; Glomerellales; Plectosphaerellaceae. The record is from RefSeq and is a predicted model, not a curated record.
AUGGAAGACCAACCUAUGAUCAACGCGGCCGAUGAGAGUCAUCACGAUGAAGACGAUCGCUGCUUCUCCUUCAAAGCUGUGCGGGCUGCCGUCGACGACAUAUUUGCCUCGAUUCGCACUCGCAGACAGCGGAGAAAAGAGAAUCGAGCCGCACGGAGAAACGAUCAUCAUAAGCUUCACGACCUUACCUCAGAUGACCAACCAUCGUCCAUCGACGAGUUCAUUUCACAGCCCGCCCCUGCUCUGCCUCGACAUGGUGCCGGCAUAUCGCUGCCCCGUUUCGUGAACAAUACGAGGGCCGAACCGAGCUGGCUUGAGCUUUGGGCCGCGAACAACGAGGCCUGGAGCCGGUCACGGGAGAUGUGCCGCGUGCCGGACGAAAUCGUCAACAUGAUUACAGAAUAUUUUGUCCGAUCGCAGCCGUCGGUCAAGUAUGUGACGGUCCGAGGUGUGUAUCAUUGCGCCUGCCAGGACCAGUACCGGCAGGUCAAGACUUGGACGGGCGAUGGACAGCCUGCUUAUGGCGAUCACUGCUGGUGCCACAUCAGAAACUUGAAUCUUCUGACCCUCGGUUCUACCCUGAGACGAGAUAUGCGCUUGCCAGAAGACGACAUUGUGCGCGCUGCUGCGGUUGGCGUGCCGCCUUCGUAUGUCAUUGAGCAGGUCAGCAGCAAAUUUGCUCCCUACAACCGGAGCGUGAACGAGAAGCCACUGUUCGGACAAGCCUGGACGGCGAAUAUCAGAGACAACGAAGACGCUCAAGGCCAUUUCUUCCGGUAUGGUCUAUUCCCACCGAGGAACCUUGUCCCCCGACAUCGCCGGCUGCCACGGGCUCGGCGAUCGAGAGACAUCAACGAACGCAGCGAGACAGCACGCGUGGACAUCAACAGGCCCGGCGACAAUGUCGGUCUCUACAAAGAAGAGGAUCUCUUCAUGAUCAAAUACCCCUACAUUGAGCCCGCCUAUCCAUGGCUCAACGACCCGUACCGCGUGUGGCAGCUCGACAGCAGUUUCCACUACAUCAAGCGAGCUGCCAUGGAUCUGACCGAGUUCCGAAGGCUCGGGCACGGAGAAGAUAUGAAGAUGCUCUUCCGCAACAUGGACCGGAAUGAACGAUGGCCGCAUUUUCACGCACGCGGCAUGCAUGUGAGCGGCUUGCCGAUGGGAGGUCCUGCCUCAGUCAUGUACGACCUCCCGGACGGCGAUCCGAUGGGUAUCCGGACGGUGCAGGAAGCGCCCAACCCGGGUGUGGAUAAUGACAUGAUCGAAGUCGAAGUCCUCAAUGUCAGGCAGGGGCUUGACCCUGCUCGCGGCUUGUGCCUGACACCCCCCAUCCAUUAUUGGAGCUGGGCCCUACCGCAGGCGGAGAUGGACGAGAACGAGGACCUUCUCGAGAACCUGCUCAUGGUCUUUCAACAGGACCUCGAUUUCCGUGACAUCGAUCUCGACAUGGUUCCACAGGAUGUUAUCGACAUGGUGCAAAACCGCAUCCGCCUCCAUCUCGAGCAGGCCAGCAUCGAGGGGCUCGAAGAACAUCGCGAACUGUAUCGCCCCUGGGCCGACAACAGACCCAACGGCGCCACGCAGUUCCUCGCCGACGUGCUGUCGGGCUGCGACGACUUCUUCCUCGUGACGCCCCUCACCUGGCACCCCGACGUCGAGGAGGCCGACCUGACGCGCUACCUCAGAAGCAUGCAACACGUCGACGAGGGCCCUUGCACGGAGUGCGGCUCUCGCCACGACACCUACCCCCAGCGGUUCCAUGCCACGCGUGACAUGGACUAUGUCGAGGUGCGCCUCUGCAGCGGCCUCGAGCUGUGGGAUAUGGACGAGCUCCAGCGCCUAGAUAGGGACAGACAGGCCAUUUUUGACGCCUGGCCUGUGGUCACGCACUCGCUUCAGCCGUUCCGGCGGCCGCCGUCCGUUCGAUUCUUGACUCUGUUUCCGCGUGAUAGCAGGGUGUGGUCCAAGUUUUGGAACUUGCCCUGCGAAGACGGUGGCCACGAGCUGGGUACCGUUGGCAAGUAUACUCCCGGCCGGAAGCGAGCUUUCAGAGAUACGUAUACUGGAAACGCAGACGAUGAAGAGCCUGCGGGAGACGCACAACUCGAGGUGCCACUGGAGGAGACUGACAGCUCGGAGGGUUCGCCAGCCCAGGGAGCUUUUGCUUCGAUGAGGAAGAGGAUCAAAACCAGAGCUACGGCGGGCCAUCUAGCGACAAAGGGGUUCCUACAGAGCAUGGAGACGAACUUUAGGAAUGGUCUAGCAAGUGUGCGAUUGCAGGGAACGCGUCCCGCCACCCAAAGGAGGCCGCUGUCUGGAAGUGAUUUCGAUGGGAUAGCUUCGACUCGCCAGCAGCUCAACCAGGGGGAUGCUGCCGCCGCCAUCCCUCCUCAGCUGCCCGUCUUCCCUGGCGGUCCUCCUGACAAUUUGCAGCCUCCCUAUGCACCAAUCACCCAGACGCAGACUGUCCGGCACAUGCUGAAUCCCGGAGUCAACAUUCUAGGGCUCAAUACCGAAAUGGCUUUCGGACUCAAUAACCAGGUUCAGGCACACGUCUACGCCCAGAUCGCCGCUCUCGGCUACGAGGUCCCCAACAGCGAGACGCCAAACCCCGUGCCCCCUGGUCCCGCGUCCCAGUUCAUCGCCGGCGGCACGACCGCCCACACGGUCCUCGUCCGGCAGCGAUGGAACCCGGCCCCGUCCGAGGUGCUGUCCCUCGGCAACCGCCUCCGGCGCUACCUCCUGACGCCCGCCAUGCUCGCCGUCUUCGCGAACCAGUACACCCUGGCCCAGUUCCGCCACCUACCACACCCACUGGCCCUACCCAGAGGCGCCGCCGGGUCCCUGGCCCUUCUCGAGAGACCUGACGCCCGACAGGUGGCGUCAGCACGUUCCCAGGGGUCCUCCGACCCCGUGCCGCGCUGCUGA